AUGAGGAUCGCCAAGAGCUUUUCGUCGACCGCGUUGAAACCUUUCAAGAGUAAAGCGGACAAGGGUGGGAGCACUACUCACCUUUGGCUUCAUGACAUUGAAGCAACGAAAUCCCAUGAAUUCCCUCCGUACGUCGAAAAAACUUCAUCCGAGCAGAAGCUGGAAUGGCUACGGUCUCAAAUUAUCGGUAACCACAUCGAGUGCCCAUCUCCCUUCGGAAAAAGGCUCAUUUCCUACGCCGAUCACACCGCGUCGGGCCGGAGCUUGCUUUUCAUCGAGAAAUAUAUUAUGCAACACCUCCUUCCUGUAUACGGAAAUACGCAUACCGAUGACAGUUUUGUGGGCCAACAGACGACUCAUUUAGUCGAGGAAGCCAGUGCUUACGUCAAGAGAUGUCUGGGAGGUACCGAAAGGGACGCAAUUUUCUUUUGCGGAACUGGUACCACUGCGGCGAUAAAGAGGCUCCAAGAAAUUAUGGGUAUCGCCAUUUCUUCCACUCUGAGAGAGCAAACGUUGGCAACAAUUGAAAAAGGCAUGAGAUGGGUGGUCUUUGUCGGUCCCUACGAGCACCACUCCAAUCUGCUCUCGUGGAGACAAAGUUUGGCCGAGGUUGUGGAGAUUCCGCUGAGCGAAGAUGGGCUCAUCUCUAUGGACGAAUUGCGAGCAGCCCUGAAGAAUCCUCUGUACGAAGGCCGGCCUAAGCUGGGCUCGUUCUCUGCCUGCAGCAACGUGACCGGCAUUGUGACCAACACGCGGACCAUAUCGAAACUUCUGCAUGCUCAUGGCUGCUUUGCCUGCUUCGACUUUGCCGCCAGUGGUCCCUAUGUGGAGAUUGACAUGCGAUCGGGUCAACCAGACGGAUACGACGCCGUGUUUUUGAGUCCUCACAAGUUCAUGGGUGGCCCUGGCACCGCCGGCGUGCUGCUCAUGAACAAGAGUCUCUACCUUCUGGGAACAGGUCCGCCAUCUACUUGCGGCGGUGGCGUGGUCGACUUCGUCAACCUUGAUGAGCGGAAAACCAUUUACUACAACGAAGUUGAGAAGCGAGAGGAUGCUGGCACUCCGGGUACGAUCCAAAAGGUGCGGACUGCGCUCACCUUCUGGGUGAAGGAACACAUUGGCACGGAUCUCAUAUCAUCGAGAGAGACGCUUCUGAUCGACAUGGCCAUGUCCAGAUUCAGCUGCAACCCCAACAUCAAGAUCUACGGCGGCACGAAAGCCAAGCGCAUUGCAAUUCUGUCCUUCACCGUCUACACGACGAUGGGGCCAGCAGAGGAUCUGUUUUCCGGCCUCUUUGGAAGUAAAGGAGCAGGAAGCCCCCUGCUCGUGGCUGACGGCAGGGCCAGUCCGAUGCGGCUGCUCAUGAAAGGGGGAAGGCGGAAUGCGCUCAUCAAUUCCAUCAAGACUCAUGGAUCCGGGAACCAUCCGAUCAAGCAAUUCAUCAGCCUGAAGAAAGAGCAAGAUGCACCGAGAGGAAAACCCCUGCACGGUCGGUUCGUCACCAAGCUUCUGAAUGAUCUGUUCGGCAUACAAGGACGCGGAGGAUGUUCUUGCGCAGCGCCUUACGCCCAUUCGCUUAUGGGGAUCAGCGACGAGCUGUCCCUGUCCAUACGCGACGCAAUGGUGGAGGGAUGGGGAUGCGUGAAGCCCGGAUGGGCGAGGGUGAGCUUCGCAUAUUACAUGACGACCGAGGAAUUCGAGUUUCUCGUGGCCGCCAUAGAGUUCAUCGCAGAAUAUGGUCAGAGGUACCUGCAGUUCUACGAUUUCGAUUGGAAGACGGGCAACUGGACAUUCCGAGAGGAGUUCAGGAAGCUGAUCGAGGUGGCCGAGAGGUACGUGUUCGGAAAAGACAAGCAGCACUGGUGGUCGGGCUCUGAUGCACCCCCGAGUUGCUUCGCCCGCCCUCCCCUCUCGACGCAAGCGCUCACCGGCAAGCUCGCCCCGAGCCUCCUGAGCUACUUGCAGUUGGCCCAGUGCAUCGCCGAUUUCCUCCCGGAUCAGCCGCCCGUCCGAGACAUGCCGCAAGGUCUCGACCCGAACCUUCUCACGUUCAGGGUCUGACAGCAUCUCCUCCUUGCGAGCAGCAGGCCAAACUUAUUCUUUUGGAGCGCCGCCGACUCGACUGCUGGUGCUUCUGUCAGAUGUUCCAUCUGUAGAUCUACAUAUUAUCUGCUAUUUAUCGGGCUCGUGGGCUCCCCCGGGGAUCCUGCGAAACUAGAACACUGAACUGUGAAGUAGGAAGUAGAUGCUCAGACUCGGGCUGCGGCCUGGGUCGGGACCGAUGUGAGUGGUGCUGUUCGAAGAGAUGCUGCGGCUACCGGGGGCACAUUCGUCGACACCUCGUAGUCGACCGGCACACCUUCGAGAUCAGCCAUAAUAGUGAGUAAUAAUUGGGUUCAUGGCUCGGUUCAGAGUUCAUGGAGCUGUUCCAAGAGAUGCUCGAAGCAGUCCAAGCUCCGUGACACAUGUGGGGGCCUCCUGCGGGACCGCUAUGACUUCCAUCACCCAUGAGGUCAAUGAGGGUUGACCUCCGGAAAUAGAGAUCCGACAUUGUAUGCGUGUCAGUCAUGUUGCUCAUGACGAGACUGAGCUACGUGCUAUUACGUCCAAGCGUCCGACAUGCGGACUAUGAUUUGUCGCUUGGAGGAUUCUGAACCACUAUUUGUCCAGCUCCACGGACGGACCUGGACAAAUCGCUGCGCCUCUCGUAGCAUGUUGCACUCCUCGCUCAAGAGAGUUCUGCAAGGGAGAGUUCACUGCGAGAGGGUUCCGAGUCUGAGAAGCGCCUACCUCGCGAGGACUCUAUGUAGAGUAUAAUUAGUGUAGGAAUAGGUGUAUGGAGGUAUGGGUACCAAGUAUUGGCUGUAAACGUAUCUUAUAGGAUGUACGCCGUAGAAGAUACGUGUGGACCGGGAACUUUGCAUCGACUCAAGGUUGUCUUCGAUGACCCAGAUCUAUAUCUGGGUCAUGAGUUAGUUCCUUUCGUCUCUCGGAUUUCACCUCCAGCCGCACCUC
This is a messenger RNA of Marchantia polymorpha subsp. ruderalis, 3015 nucleotides long. The record is from the annotation of a GenBank genome assembly. NCBI's taxonomy places the organism in Eukaryota, Viridiplantae, Streptophyta, Marchantiopsida, Marchantiales, Marchantiaceae.